Molecule: messenger RNA, 1623 nt
Organism: Caenorhabditis bovis
Lineage: Eukaryota; Metazoa; Nematoda; Chromadorea; Rhabditida; Rhabditidae
Source: the annotation of a GenBank genome assembly
AUGACAUUGGUUGUUGAAGCCGGUAGCCGCUAUGAUCGUCAAGUUCGACUUUGGGGUGAUGAAGGUCAGGCAUCGAUUAGUCUAACAACAGUAUGUGUAUUGGGAAGCGACUCAUUGGCAACUGAAAUUCUGAAAUCGCUGGUUUUGGCUGGAAUUAAGUCAUUCUGUAUUGUUGAUGAUGCGAAUGUUGACGAGUCCGAUAUCGGACAAAAUUUCUUUCUUCAUAUUAGCGAUGUUGGAAAAUCAAGAGCUGAAACUACUCUCGAAAAACUUAAGGAAUUGAAUCCGUCGGUUGCUGGCGAAUGCUGCACCAGCUCACCAGCUGAUAUUUGCGGCAAAGAUGUUAAGAAACUCUCAAGCUUUUCAGUCGUCGUCAGUUCGAAUCAAACGGAGGCUGUCGAUAUGGCUUAUGCGCAGAUUCUUCACCCUCUCGGAGUUCCCUUUUUAUGUGUGAAAACAUGCGGAUUACUUGGAACAAUCAAAGUUUGUGUUCAAGAACACACAAUUGUGAACACGAGAGAAGAAAAUCCGAAGCCAGAUUUACGAUUGGAUGCGCCGUUUGAAGAAUUGGCGAGAUUUGUUGAUGAAACGAAUCUCGAUAAUAUGAAUGUUGAAACAUUGCGACAUACUCCAUACAUUUUGCUUUUAUUCAAAGCAUUAGAAAUAUUCAGAAAGAAGCGCGGAAAUCCCUGCGCAUUUCCGUCGUCGUACCAAGAGAAGAAAGAAAUUCAACAAACUCUUCUGACAUUCAGAAGAUCAAGUGACGAAUCAGGAAGCAAAGAUUCCGAAAAUAUCGAUGAAGCGAGAAAUGCUGUCACGAGAUGCUUCCAGAAAACUACGAUUCCUCACUCAGUUCGCAGAAUUCUUGAUGAUCCCGCUUGUCGGACAUCGAAAGAACCAUUCUGGUUGAUUUGCGAAGCUCUUCGAAGAUUCACGGAAUUCAAUAAUGGAUUAUUGCCGGUUCGAGGAGAACUUCCCGACAUGACAUCAGAUUCGGCACGAUACACACGUCUAGCUACAAUUUUUCACGAAAAAGCAAUUUCUGAUGCGAAAACAGUUUUAGAGUUUUUAAGAGAAGUCGAAAGAGAAAGAGGAGUCGGAGACCUUAUAAGCGAAGAAAUGUGCUACAGAUUUUGUAAAAAUGCCGAUCGAAUUUCACUUCAAAGAGGGAAUCCUCUAGAUUAUCAGCAAGAAAUAAAGAAUUUAGUCGAAAUCAUCAAAUCAUCACCAAAACCAGAAGGAGAAGAAUCAGGCAAAGUCGACUGCACGAUUUGGCUUCUUCUGUUUCGUGCAUUAGAUCGAUUUAACACUGAAAAAGGAAGAUAUCCUGGCACGAACGGUGUUCCGUGUACAAUCGACGCAUUUGACUUGAAACAAAGAGUUGAAUCGAUUUUGAAAACUGCAAAGAUUGAAGAUGCUGAAAAGAUUUCCGCAUUGAUCCCACAAGAUGCGAUCGGAGAAAUCUGUCGAUUUGGGGCUGCCGAACUUCAUGUUAUCUCUUCACUAAUUGGAGGAGUGACUGCUCAAGAAGUAAUUAAAUUGGCUACUAACCAAUUCGUUCCAUUGGACAACACUUUCGUUUUCGAUGGACACACUCAACAUUCAAGCAUUUUUUCGCUCUAG